AUGCCUCCAGUGCCAGCAUGCUGGCAAGGAGCUUGCGAAUCUGGAGUCGAGUUCAAAUCUUCCCAUUGUAACAAAAAACUCUUUGGCGCAUGUUCAUUCAUCAAAGGGGUAAAGCAGGGAGUGUUCAACAUAUCAAAACCUGAUGACUACGAUUCUCCAAGAGACUAUGAAGGUCAUGGGACACGCACAUCUUCAACUGCUGCCGGAAGACAUGUUCCAUUUGCCAAUUAUUUUGGGUAUGCCAAUGGAACAGCUAUUGCUGUUGCGCCAGCAAGUGACACAUUGGCUGGCAUGGAUCAAGCCAUUGAGGAUGGUGUAGAUCUCAUGUCUUUGUCAUUGGGAUUCAUAGAGAUGCCAUUUUAUGAGAAUCCAAUCGCAUUGGGAGCUUUUGCAGCCAUGGGGAAAGGGAUUUUUGUUUCAUGUUCAGCCGGCAAUGGUGGCCCUCAUGCUUACGCUAUCCACAACGGAGCUCCUUGGAUCACUACAGUUGGUUCUGGAACCAUAGACCGCGAUUUUGCAGCUCAUGUCACACUUGGGAUGUAUAUCUUCUGUGACUUCAACGACCAGGUAUCGGUGUUUCAACAGUUGUAUGAUAUGAAUAGUACUGGAGCUGCUGGAGCUAUCUUCAGUUCGGACUCCAGACAAUUUCUCCGACCCGAUGACUUCAACAUGCCAUUCGUGACAGUGAUCCCCAAACCGGCACCUCAGGUGGCGGUCUCUUCAUCACGAGGGCCUGGUCGGAUUGCUCCAUGGAUACUGAAACCAGACAUAUUGGCUCCAGGAGUUGAUAUAUUGGCUGCAUGGGUACCAAACAGGAAGGGAGCUCCAAUUCGAGAUGACUAUCUGCUUACAGAUAAUAACAUUGUGUCCGGCAUAUCUAUGGCAUCCCCACAUGUAGUAGGCAGAGCUGCGUUACUGAAAGCCACACACCGUGAUUGGAGCCCAGCCGCUAUCUGA
This is a messenger RNA of Ilex paraguariensis (yerba mate), 957 nucleotides long. The record is from the annotation of a GenBank genome assembly. NCBI's taxonomy places the organism in Eukaryota, Viridiplantae, Streptophyta, Magnoliopsida, Aquifoliales, Aquifoliaceae.